UUACCCUCUCACACAAAAGAGAGAGAGAGAGUGUGUGUGGAUUUUGUUUUGGCUUGUCGAAAUCUGGGAAUCUUGAUUGAUCGAAAUCGCCAUCUUCGUAGCUCCAACUGAAAAUCUCUGAUCUGCUUCUGUCUGAUUGCUGAUGUGUAACUUUAGUAGUGUCUGAGAUCAAUAGUGAGAGAGAGGAGAAAAUGAAGGGUGGGGAUGAGGUGAUAGCUUCGUCAGGGCCUUUGGAUUGGAGAUUCUCUCAGGUAUUCGGUGAACGCAGCGCUGGUGAAGAAGUUCAUGAAGCUGGUGUUUCCUCUGCAGUUGAUAUCAUUUCAGCGAUUGAGUUUGAUAAAUCUGGUGACCAUCUUGCUACUGGAGACCGUGGGGGACGUGUUGUUCUUUUCGAGAGAACUGAUUCCAAAAAUACUAGUGGAUCUAGAAGAGAUCUCGAAGGAACGGACUGUCCAUUGAGACACCCGGAGUUUCGUUAUAAAACUGAAUUUCAGAGUCAUGAACCUGAGUUUGAUUAUCUCAAGAGUCUGGAGAUAGAGGAGAAAAUCAACAAAAUUAGAUGGUCUCAAACAGCCAAUGCUGCUCUCUUUCUCCUUUCAACAAAUGAUAAAACCAUCAAGUUCUGGAAGGUUCAAGAGAAAAAGAUCAAGAAAGUCUGUGAGAUAAAUACAGAAUCUUCCGGAUCUAUUGGAAAUGGAAGUGUUGGAAGCUCAAUUAACUCAAACAGUUCAAAGUCGUGCUUUACAAAUGGAGGAUUGUCUGACAAAGUUAACAAUUGUUUAAAUAAUGACUACACGUUUCCGCCUGGAGGCAUCCCAUCUCUGCAGUUACCUGCGGUAACUAUAAGCCAUGAGACUAGCCCUGUGGCUAGAUGUCGAAGAGUGUACACUCAUGCUCAUGAUUAUCACAUCAAUUCAAUCUCAAACAAUAGUGACGGCGAGACAUUUAUUUCUGCUGAUGAUUUGCGUAUAAAUCUUUGGAACCUAGAGAUAAGCAAUCAAAGUUUUAACAUUGUUGAUGUCAAGCCUGCGAACAUGGAAGAUCUAACUGAGGUUAUCACAUCAGCGGAAUUUCAUCCUACGCAUUGCAAUACCUUAGCGUAUAGCAGUUCCAAAGGCUCAAUUCGCCUGAUUGAUCUGCGACAGUCAGCUUUAUGUGACUCACAUUCCAAAUUGUUUGAGGACACAGAGACACCAACUUCUAGAUCAUUUUUCACAGAGAUAAUUGCUUCAAUUUCAGACAUCAAAUUCGCAAAAGGAGGAAGAUAUAUACUUAGCCGUGACUAUAUGUCCCUUAAGUUAUGGGACAUCAACAUGGACUCGGGUCCAGUAUCAACUUUCCAGGUCCAUGAACAUUUAAGGCCAAAGCUUUGUGAUUUAUAUGAAAACGAUUCCAUCUUCGAUAAGUUCGAGUGUUGUCUAAGUGGGGACGGAUUGCGAGUGGCUACUGGUUCUUAUAGCAAUCUCUUCCGUGUGUUUGGUGUUUCCCCAGGAAGUACUGAAACCACAACCUUGGAAGCAAGCAAAAACCCAAUGAGGAGACAAGUGACAACACCUGCGAAGCCAUCAAGACCAUCACUAAGCAGUAUAACACGCGCGGUUAGAAGAGGAGGAGCAGAGAGUUCCGGAGGCGGUGAUGGAAAUGCUAAUUCUUUUGACCAUACAACAAAGUUGCUGCAUCUCGCAUGGCAUCCAACAGAGAACUCUAUAGCUUGCGCUGCUGCCAACAGUUUGUACAUGUACUAUGCUUGAAAGAAAACAAAAAAAAAAAGAUAUACCCUAAUGGAGAAAGAAGCUUUGGCUAUACUAGUGAAACUGCAAGGAUCAAAGAUGCUUAUAUGAUAACACCCAUCACCAUCUUCAUAUUACAACUUAAAACUGGCUCCUUUAUAUUCUCUCUUUGUCUGUAUCAUGAAUUUGAAAGAAAAAAAAAAGAGAAUCCGAUUAGAAGAAAAAUCGUGAUUGUAGUUUUCUCUCGCACAACUUCUUGUGAGAGAUGUUUAUUUUGGAUAUAUUCUUGAAAAUAUUUUUGUUUUUUUUUUCAUA
Molecule: messenger RNA, 2045 nt
Organism: Raphanus sativus (radish)
Lineage: Eukaryota; Viridiplantae; Streptophyta; Magnoliopsida; Brassicales; Brassicaceae
Product: serine/threonine protein phosphatase 2A 55 kDa regulatory subunit B alpha isoform
Exons: 14
Coding region: 192-1751 (519 amino acids)
Biological process (GO): peptidyl-serine dephosphorylation
Cellular component (GO): protein phosphatase type 2A complex; cytosol
Molecular function (GO): protein phosphatase regulator activity; protein binding
Source: RefSeq, a predicted model, not a curated record